Terrapene triunguis (Three-toed box turtle) is the source of this 2290-nucleotide messenger RNA. RefSeq names its product guanine nucleotide-binding protein G(I)/G(S)/G(O) subunit gamma-12. NCBI's taxonomy places the organism in Eukaryota, Metazoa, Chordata, Testudines, Emydidae. Gene Ontology annotation, molecular function: G-protein beta-subunit binding. The transcript is spliced from 5 exons. Gene Ontology annotation, cellular component: heterotrimeric G-protein complex. The record is from RefSeq and is a predicted model, not a curated record. Gene Ontology annotation, biological process: G protein-coupled receptor signaling pathway. Bases 354 to 575 code for a protein of 73 amino acids.
GCGGGAGAGCUCCGGGCCCGGCCAGCCCCGCCGCCUCCCCCGCCCGGGGCCAGGCGGAGCCAGCAGCGGGAGGAGGAGCGGGUGAGAGGUCGGCCAGCUCCGGUCGCCCACAGAGGCUGAGUCCCGGGCAGAGAGGGCGGCGGCCGGCGAUUUACUACGCUGAUUAAACCUGAACGAGCUGGGACAAGUGGAAAGACUGCUUGUCUAGGUUAAAGAAUUUGCCCAAGGUAACACACCCACUGUGUGGCGGAGCUGGAAACCGAACACAGAUCUCCUGACUCCUAUUCUGGUGUUUUGACCACGGGACCAUCUCUGCCCUACAUGUUGUAAGAGUUUGAGAGAUUUCAUUGAAAAUGACUAGCAAAACAACUAGCACAACAAACAAUAUAGCUCAGGCACGAAGAACUGUACAGCAGUUAAGAAUAGAAGCUUCUAUCGAAAGAAUAAAGGUGUCAAAAGCAUCAGCAGAUCUCAUGUGCUAUUGUGAAGAACAUGCCAGGAAAGAUCCUUUACUAAUGGGCAUACCUGCUUCUGAAAACCCUUUCAAGGAUAAAAAAACAUGCAUUAUAUUGUAGCAGAGCAGUAAGUACCUCCAUAGCUUUCCCAAGCAAAACAGACUACAAGCAAAUUAUUAGAGAAAUAACCUUAUGGUCACCUGAUAUCAAUGGUGUAAAACAGCAAUGUAUUUACUAUGUGUGUAAACGAAUUUUUAAGUUUAAGAUUUUUUUUUCUUUAUAGUAUCCUUACUGGGAAGGAAGAUUAUAAACUAAAUUAUCCUAUUUCUUGUAAAAUGGAAUGGGGUCUGUGGCAUGCAGCUGGUAAUUCUCUUGUGUUGGCUUUUAUGUCGAUAUAACUAUGUUGCUCAGAGUGUGAAAAAUCCAUGCCUCCCGAGUGACGUAGUUAUACCAGCCUAACCCCCCUUGUAGACAACUCUGUCGGCGGGAGAACUUCUCCCGUCGACAUUGUUACUGCCUCUCUGGGAGGUGGAUUAAGUACGCCCAUCGGUAUAGGAGCAUCUUCACUAAAGCGAUCUGCUGCAGCACUGUAUGUGAAGACUAGCCCUAAGGAGAGAGGCCUGGAUGAGGUGAAGGUCUUUUAAAAAAUGUGUAAUGUCUGCAUUUCAGUUUAAGGUAUUAGGCUACACAAUCAAGAUCAAAGUUGCCUGAUCUUCACCUACAGAUCAGCAAGGUAGACAAGUAAUUUGACUCUUAAUCAAGAUUAAUUUACUGUAGCUUUUUAAAAAUAGUGUAUUUGUAUUCAAUUAGUGUAUUUAUGUAUUGGUUUUGUGUGUGUGUGUGUGUGUAUAUAUGUGUUUGUGUAUAUACACAUUCCAAAGUGCAUUCUCUGACAAGACUCCUUGCAAACAACUGCUGCAAUUAUUGAUAAACUCCAUAGGUUCAUGCCUUUACCUUCAGUUAUGUCUUAACUCUUUUUAAAAGUGAAAAAUCUGUUUUUGUGUCAAGAAUCAAUAGAUUUCUGAUGAUUUAUGUAAUUUUUCAUUUUUGAGAAGAUCUAAUAAAGGAGAAUUUUAAUCCUUUUAUUCUGCCCCUCUAAAUUUUCUCCUCAAAUUAUGAUCAAUGUAGCUCCUUUAAUAGGGCUACGUAAGACUCCAACACUUUGGAACUAGCAUUUCUCUUGCCCCACUGCUAAGGUGAGGGGGAGGAUUCUAUCACUCCAAGCCACAUGGGUCACCUGUGCAAGUCUCAUUUAGGUUUUGUGCAGUGAUCCAGGAUUUGGUUCUUUUAAUAAUUGAGUUCCCCUUUUUUUAAGGAAAAAGAAGCCAAAUCCUAUCCAGAUUAUGAUCAAGCAAAUGUAAUUGGAUGGCCUUUCCAUAACAUCACUGAUUUACAAAUAGCCUAAUAAAGUUUAUAUACAAGUCUUGUGUAUUGAUGGAAUAAGUGAGUGGAAAGAAAACAAUAUUGACUUCUAGUAGGUUACCAAUGUGUUUUUGUGUGUGGGGGUGUUUCUCUAUAGCCAGCUAUACAAUACCUGAAAUUGUGAUCUUCUGUAAUGAUAUUUACAGAAAUUAUUAACCACUUUUAAUUUACUGUUUUAUGUUGCAUGUGUCUAAUUCUGUAUUAAAUUAUAUAGACACUGUUAAUAAUAUGUUAUGUUUUUAACAAACCUCCUUUCAAAAAUCUAAAUUUGAGACUUCCUGUAAGAAAAAAUAAAUGCACGGAUUGUUCUGUGCUGACAUUCAAAUUAUUUUUAUAAUUAGAAUAUUUUUCUAAUAACAAUUUCAAAACAAUCUAGAUUUUCACUGAUUUUAUUUACCAUAUUUCAGUCAUCA